UGGAGACAACUAUUGGUGGGGACCAGUCUUUACUACCAGAGAUGGUUCGACGUCAGAAUAAUGUUAUUACAGCAGUCACAGUUGGUUUAAAUAUUCCCUAAUUUGAUAAUGAUAUCUUGAUAAUCUCUUAGUUGGUCAAUGAAAACUCUUUAUUAGUUUAUAAAUUUACAUUUAUUCUUACGUUUCCAAACUGAAAAUUACGUCUUUAAGUGUAAAAUGGAGUAACGGCAAACAUUUGUAAUGUUUCGUGCACGUAUAACUCGGCAUUCAAAUUUUAGGGUGUCACGAUAUAUCAAAACUUGGAUCACUAAAGAGUAACGAAAUUCUCGUCUGAGUGACUGCCAUGAGGUUGGUGAUUCUGGACGACGCCAAGACGGUGGCCGAGUGGUCGGCCAAGUACGUCCUGAAGAGGAUCAAUGACUUCAAACCCGGACCCGACAAGUACUUCGUUAUGGGACUGCCGACAGGCAGCACACCGUACGGAAUGUACCAGAAACUAAUUGAGUUCCAUAAAGCUGGAAAGUUGUCAUUCAAGUAUGUGAAAACUUUCAACAUGGACGAGUAUGUCGGGCUGUCGCGAGACCACCCGGAGAGCUACCACUACUACAUGUACAACAACUUCUUCAAACACAUCGACAUUCAGCCGGAGAACGCCAACCUGCUGAACGGCAACGCGCCUGAUCUGGAGGGGGAGUGCGACGACUUCGAGCGGAAGAUCAAGGCGGCGGGCGGCAUCCACUUGUUCGUCGGGGGUAUUGGUCCAGACGGCCAUAUUGCUUUCAACGAGCCUGGGUCCUCGCUGGCUUCGAGAACCAGGGUGAAGACGCUGGCCCACGACACCCUGGAGGCGAACGCAAGGUUUUUCGGUAACGACAUCACCAAAGUCCCCAAGCAAGCCCUCACCGUUGGAGUAGCCACCGUUAUGGACGCAGAAGAGGUGAUGAUCCUGAUCACGGGCGCGCACAAGGCGUUCGCCCUGUACAAGGCGAUCGAGGAGGGGGUGAACCACAUGUGGACGGUGUCUGCCUUCCAGCAGCACCCGCACACCAUCAUGAUCUGCGACGAGGACGCCACCCUCGAGCUGCGGGUCAAGACCGUCAAGUACUUCAAGAGUCUAUGGAGCGUCCAUAGCCAGUUGGUGGAGUCUAAAGGAUCUGGCUUCUAGCUCCCGCGGAUGAAGUCGGCACCAAUUGUGAGAGGCGUUGGACCCGGAUGUGCCGAGAGACGAGCAACAAGACGGGAACAUGGCUGUGAUUGGCCGUUGCUGUGCAUUUGUGCCGUGUGGAUCGAAAAACGUUGUCUUGACCUGCCAGUUUUCACGUCUGACUUUGCCGCGCUGAGUUUUUUUUUUUUUUCCCACGGACUUCGAAUUUCAGCCUUUCGACGUAAAUUUUAAAUUUUUGUGGCGUAGUUAGAAAUAAGUGUUGUCAAGAUUUUUAUUUUGUGAAACAAAUACUUUUGAAGUAAAGAUAUUCUAUAAGUGAUUUUAAAAUGGCCUUAAUAUUUAAUCAUAUUUUUUUAUUGCUUUUUAAAAAGUUUUUAUGAAUGGUGUUAAAUCAGUUUGCCUAGUGUGUGUUUUCAUAAUAAAAAUUAUAAUCAAGAAAUAGUAAUUUUUGGGUGUUAGAUUUGGUCUAAAAAUUAUUAUUAAAUAAUUACCUAAUUCUUAUAAGUAAGUUUAUAAAUGGAGGAUGGAUAAUUUCUAUGGUUAUUGCUUUUAUAAAAAUAUUUAUUAAUUGUUUGCUACUGAUGGUGAAGAGAAACAAUAACAGCUGUAUUAUGUAUGCUGAUAUUUGUGUGGGUUCAGUAAUAUUAUACUUGCAAAUGUUGAAUUUAUAUAAAUCAAUUAGUAUAAUUUUUUAUAUGUAAAGUGAGUUACUGUGGCAACACAGUACUUUCAAUUGAGUUCAGAGUACUGAAUAAAAGGUCUUUGACAGUA
This is a messenger RNA of Bacillus rossius redtenbacheri, 1936 nucleotides long. RefSeq names its product glucosamine-6-phosphate isomerase (gene Oscillin). Gene Ontology annotation, cellular component: cytoplasm. The record is from RefSeq and is a predicted model, not a curated record. The transcript is spliced from 7 exons. NCBI's taxonomy places the organism in Eukaryota, Metazoa, Arthropoda, Insecta, Phasmatodea, Bacillidae. Gene Ontology annotation, molecular function: glucosamine-6-phosphate deaminase activity; identical protein binding. Bases 344 to 1165 code for a protein of 273 amino acids. Gene Ontology annotation, biological process: N-acetylglucosamine catabolic process; carbohydrate metabolic process; N-acetylneuraminate catabolic process.